GGUUAAGGAGGACCCGGCGGCGUGAGGGCCGCGCGGCGAGCGUCAGGAUGGAGCCGGGCCGAGCGCGGCGGACGGCGGCCCUGAGCCUGGCGCUGCGGCUGCUUCUCGGCCUCCGGCUAGGGCUGGAGGCCGCCCCGACCCCCGCCGGGACCCCGGCCCUGACUCCGACCCGGACCCGGCUCACGUCUCCGGCCCGAGCCUCAGGCCCCAGCACAGCCUCGUGCCCGCCCAUCGACUUCCAGUGCCGCCCCAGUGGCCUCUGUGUGCCCCUCUCCUGGCGCUGCGACGGCGACUUGGACUGCCCGGAUGGCAGCGACGAGGACGAGUGCAGGAUCGAGCCCUGUGUCCAGGACGGGUGGUGUCCGCCACCCACUGACAGUGUGAGUGACUGCCCGGGUCACAACUGCAGCCCACAACCCUGCCCGGGAGGCCAGCUGCGGUGCAGGCAGCACGGGGCCUGCAUCCCACGCACCUGGCGCUGCGACGGCCACCCGGACUGCCGCGAUGCCAGCGACGAGCAGGGCUGCGGAACCACCAAGGCCCCCCAGAGAGAGAAUGCCACAUCCAUGGGAAUCUCUGCGACCCAUGAGAAUGUCACCUACCUCAGGAAUGCCACCAUUACCUCCGUUGGGGACCAGGGCUCAGUCCAGUCUGGAAACCGAAGUGUCUAUGGUGUCAUGGCCACAGCCGUGGUGCUGAGUGCCGGCCUGACCACUGCCACCUUCCUGGUGCUGUGUCGCCUCUGCACCCAGGGGCGCCUGGUGGUGUCUAUGAAGGAGUCCUUGCAGCGAUUGGAGCGGAAAACCUCCCUGGUCUAGGAUGUGGUCUCUCUCUUGCCACUGGCUGGGGGAGAGCAGCGGCUGAGGGUCCCCAGGCAGCUGCAGGCUUACUGGCCCUCAGAGCCUUCCGGCUUCUUCCAGCCACGCAGCAGCCCGACCCCAAGCUCCUGCCGACAUGGCCUUGGAGGUUGGGGAUCCCCAGGUACUUGCCCUGGAUGCCGAGAGCCUGGAUAGGGAAACAUGUCCUAGCUGGGACAGAGGAGCUGGCCCCAGCCUGCUUCUGUGGGGGUGGGAUGCCCCGCGGGUGACACAUAGACACUCCUGCUGUCCCUUCAACCCUCCCCUGCCUGCAGGUGGUGGUGGCUAUUAAAAGUGUUCACAUCUUC
Molecule: messenger RNA, 1165 nt
Organism: Choloepus didactylus (southern two-toed sloth)
Lineage: Eukaryota; Metazoa; Chordata; Mammalia; Pilosa; Megalonychidae
Gene: CD320
Product: CD320 molecule
Exons: 5
Coding region: 48-818 (256 amino acids)
Biological process (GO): receptor-mediated endocytosis involved in cholesterol transport; cholesterol homeostasis
Cellular component (GO): plasma membrane
Molecular function (GO): protein binding
Source: RefSeq, a predicted model, not a curated record